UCUCCAGGGCCUAGCAGGAAGCAUGCCAGGCAAAACGUGUGGUGUGUGUGUGUGUGCGCGCGCGCGCGCGCCCCGCGUGCGUUUGUGUUUUCAGAUGACUGGUACCUGGGGAACCCGCACCCCAGGGCAACAGAGCAGGGGCAGGCCUGGGUCUCCUCCCACAUCGGGCCCAGAAGAAGGGGUGGAAGCUGGCUUUACCUCCAGCUUCCCCAGGCUGGAUUCCAGCAGCGCCUCGGCCCCUGCAGACCCUGGGCGCUCGCCUUCCCGCCUCCCUUAGCAACCGGGAGGCUGUGGACACCGCGGGCGGGUGGGGCCGGAGGCUGCGGGGAGCCCAGGCGCCAAGUGGCGGAGGCGGCCCAGCCCAGGUGCAGGGCGCACGGGCGACCGCAGCAGGAAGCCACCCUGCGAGCGCGACUGUCGCAGCGCCAGCGCGCACGGGGCCCCACGCACCCACCCUCUGCACCUGCCGCGGGGUCUAAAAGGGAUCCUACAAAAAUGAGCCAUUCUCACCCUGCUGGGUUACUUGCAGCAUAUGAUAGCCUAACGGAUAAACACCUGACUGGAUAUUUUAACAAUACAAGGAUAAGGCGGCAUCUCUUGAGAUCAGGGCUGAUCACAAGAAGUGGAAGAAUACUUUCUGAAAAAGAAUACAAACUAAACAUCAUGAAGCGAGAUCACCAAAAAUAUAUCCGGGAGUGCUUGGCCCAGGCUAUUUUCCAUAAGGUUCUUGAUAUGGAGCGGUACCAUCAGCUUGAAAUAAAAAAGAAAUUGGAGACCUUAGCCAGGAAGGAGAGAAUUCAGAGAUUUAAGGGAGAGCACACAGGACGAUUUAUUGAAAAUAACAUGCCAAGCCUGUCUCCCCACCCCCCAGUUGGCCCAAAGACGAAUCGUGGCCAUCAUCUUCAGGUUGAUGAAGGACAUUCCAGUCCAUUAGCACUGACAGCCCCUCGACCAUAUACUGCCCCAGGAAAUAUGCGGCCUCCAAUUCGAUUACAGCCUCUUCCCAGGAAUCCUCCAGUGGGAACUGUUCCAAAGAUACCUUCGGGGUCCAGAUCAAAAACCUUCUUGCUGGAAGGUCAAGCUCCAUUUCCGGUUGGGGGCAAGAAGGCAGCGAUGAAGUUCAAAAACUCCACAGGCAAUUCACAGAGAAUGAAUCUAUAUCGACUUCCAAACAUUAACAGUUACAUGCGACCUAUUCCUCCUCCACCUCCUCCCCCAAAUAGAAAAUUCACGAGAGAAAAUAAAUCUGAAACAUGGAAAAAGAGAACAUUUCGUCCAACCACUGCUCCAAAUGGCUUAGAACCUCUCUUUACCAAGGAUACAAGAUGUAUUUAUAAAACAUCGCCGCAUAGUAAUGCGGCUAUUACAAUGAUCUAUUUGGGGAAAAAUGUACACCUAUCUUAUGAUAACCCAGACUUCCGAGAUGAAAUAAGAGUUUAUCAACAGCACUGUGGUGGGGAAAAUCUUUGUGUCUACCAAGGCAAACUACUUGAGAAAGAGACCUUUCAGUUUAUUUCCAAGAGGCACCAUGGUUUCCCCUUCAGUCUCACCUUUUUCCUUAAUGGGAUGCAGGUGAAUAGGUUAAGCUCCUGCUGUGAAUACAAGCACCGAAAAGGUUCCAGACUUGGAGGCAAACGAGGAUACUUUGGAUUUGUGUGUGUUGAGAAAUCAUCUCCUUGCUACAAGUGCAUUAUUGCAAUGGGCCUUGAUAAAAAAACAUCUUUACCAAAACCUCGGAAAGAAAAGAACACUGAGAAAAGAUUGGAACUGAGGAAGAGUGAGGGGAAAGCAAGGAGGAAUGCAGAGUACAUGACAUCGAGAAGAAAUGAGAUGGAUGGGGACAAAAUCUCUGUCUCAGACAUUUUUUCAGUUCAAGAAAUAAAAACUGGGGUCAGAGAAGUGAGAACUGCUAUGGAAGAAAUGGAGCGUAAAGGAAAAGCAGGUCAAGAUGUUUGGGAAGAUGACCAGGAAAAUAUUUUAAAAUAUGAAUAUGAAGAAGAUUUUGAAGUAGAUGACGACAAAUACUAUGAGAGAGCUAGUGAAGAAGGACAGGCUGAUUAUCAAAUGAAUGGAAUCUCAAAGUCACCCUCAGAUGAUGAAAAAUAUAAUUUAUACCUUGAAAAAGAGAGUGAAAGCUCAUCACAGAAGGCAUCAGAUGCCCAUGACAAUGUGAAAGAUGGUGAUGAUGGAUACUCGGAGAGUGACUCAGAAGAGGAUAAACAAGAUAUAAAAACUACUUCAUUAGCCUCAUCCAGAAGUCACCACUAUUCUAGCAGCAGUGAGGAUGAAUCUCAAGCAGGAGACAGGGAAGCCCACACUGAAAACAGUGCAGGAGAAAGUGCCAGAAGUUCAUCUUCUCCGGAACUGAGUGAAAAUGAUGAGCCAAGAAAAGCCCGCCUCCCAACUGAGGAAUCCUUAGAAAUUGAAAUUGAAGAACAAGAAAUAACAAAAGCAGAUGUGGAGACCAAAACCCUGCCAAUAGAGGGAAGCUUUGAGAACAUUCUUGAGGAAGAAAUGGAGAAGGGAACCCAAGGGAUUGCAGAGAGGUUAUCUGAGAAGUCCAGGAAACAUUCGUCUGAGGAAGAAAAGGAAAAGGAUAAGAGUAGGCUAUGGGAAGGAAGCACUGCUGAGGUGAAGGACAAACAGGCAGGCUUCCCUGGGGUGGAGAAAGGUGUUGGCCAGAUAAUAACUGAAGCUGUGGCAUCAGGCUGCCACAGCCACUGUGACACUGAGUCUGGUGUUAGCAGCGCAGAUGAGGAGUGGAAGCCCUCGAGGAAGCUGGAGGUGGACACAGGUGGAGCAUCAAGUAAGAAGUUAGUGGUGGGGGAAAGAGCGACAGUCAACUCAAACAAGGAACCCAAGCAAGUUGCACAAGAAACGGAUACACUGGGGAAGAAAGAAGCAGUGGAGGAAGAUGAAACUCCUCAGCACAGAGAUGCUGCAAUAGAGGGAAAAGGGGAUGGAGCACUGUGGGGAGGAGCAGGGGUUGAGGAGGUUCCCUUGGGGGAGGGAAAGCCAACGGCAGAGCCAGCAUUAGUAGAACCGUCUGCAGAAGAAAGAGACAGCCCUCCAGCCAUAGCAAGUGGGGCCCAGGCAGGGGCAGAGGCCGAAGGGGCAAGAAGGCUGUGUAGGGUGGGGUUAGACCCCAUAGGAAAAGCAGCAACAAGAGACACAGCGGGUCCGAAUAAAGAUGAGGCUCAGGAAGAGCAGGCCUUGAUGCUAACCGCGCUCGAGACAGUGGAGGCAGCUUCUGAGGGGAAACAGGGUUUGGGGAAGGCAGCGCUUUCAAACAAGGCAGUGGCCCUGAACCCAAAGCAUCUUCAGGAGGCAGCAGCAGCCCGGGGAGAGGCAGUGACACCAGAGAGGAGAGAGGCUGGGAGAGGGGCGGCUGGGAGUGAGGCAGGGUCCAUAAAACCAGAUCCGAAGGGAAGUGAAGAGGAAACAUUCACAGACCUAGAGGACUUGGGAAAAGACACAGUAUCUGAAAGAGAGGAUGGCUCUGAAGAGGCAAUUCUUGAGGGAGAGGAAGCAGCCAAAGAGAGGAAGGAAGUUGUGAGAACAGAAACGCCUUUGAGCCCCUCAGCCGGAGAGGCAGCGGCCAGCUGGACGCGGGCCUUAGAGGGCAGCCCUGAAGUCCUCUGUGAGGAAGACGCAGAAAAGGAGGAGACUGUGACUGAGGCAGAAUCUAAUAAGGAAGAUGACAGGAAGGAAUCAUUACCUGAGGAAUUAGAUGUAGCAAGAAAGAGGAGGAAAGCUGAGAGGCCAAAAACACCUCUGAGGGAAACCGAAUCUGAGACAGAAGAGGUGACAAGGGCAAAUGAACUUAAGGACGAAGACACUUUAGAGGAAGAGCAAAAACUUAAAGGGGAAAAGGAGAAAACAGCGAAGGAAGAAAGAUCUGAGGAAGACCCUAAAGCUCCCCCAAAUGAAAUGGAAUCUGAUGCUGAGAAUGCAGCACCGGAGAAGGCAUCUGAGUUGUCUGAAGAUCCAGGGCUUCUAGAAGAUUCACUGAGAGAGAGAGAGGCUAGCAUGUUUGAAGCCACACCUGGAUUUGAAAAGUCACUGGAAAAUGUAACAGUUCUGAGAAAAGAAGGAAGAGAGGGGAGACUGAGCGAAGCCGGAGACACACAGCAGGAAGGCAGCAGGGCAGAGCUGUUGGACAGGGACAAUGUGACCCCGGAGGACAAGAGCUCUGGCCGGGGAGAGGGUGCCUCGGGCGCUCCUGCCAGUGAGCCGGAAGGAAAGGCACAGGCCCCCGAGGUGGAGGUGUCCAUCCCAGAUGUGGUGGAGGAGCCUGAGGCCAGAGACCAAGACUGCCUCCCAGGGCUGGAGGGGAGGGAUGAGGAAGCGCCUCUGCCUGUAGGAGAAGGAGUGGGGACCAUGAUAACCACCCAGGAAGAUGCUCCUGAGGGAGAUCGAAUGGUGGCAGGAAAGCUCGGUGAAGAAGGGAUGGAUGAGGACUCAAAGGAGGAGGAUAAAGAGUGCGCUCUGGGGACAGGAGUGAUGCAGGACAGGAACACAGAGGGGCCCUGGGGCAUGGGAGGAGGGGCCGCUGCGGCUGAGGAAGAUCUACACCAAGGAGGAGGAAUGGCAGCAGAAGCCGCUGCAGAGAGGGAGGUGUUGGCAGGUUCCCAGACAGCUGAAGGGAAAACAGUAGCAAAUAAAGCCUCCUCCUUUUCAGAUGUUGCUGAGAAAGAAACUUGGCACCAAGAGGAUGAGUUACUAGGCAAAACAGCAGCUGCAGAGAGGGUGGCAGUAGAGGAGUUAGCGCUGCCGAGCAGGGAGGGGGUGCCAGCGGUGGAGGAGGUGACAGUGACGUCAACACCAGAGGGCUGGGUGGGAGCUCCCCAAGAACCUUUUCCUCUGGAAGGGGAGGCCCCAGGGCAAGGACAGGACCAAGAUGGAGGGGCAGCUCGAGAGCAGGCAGCAACCUGGAGUGGUGAUGGAGGGCAGGAGCUGGGAGCAGUGGAAGAAUCCCAAAUAGGAUUAUCACAGGAGAGACAGAGACCACCCAGUAGUGAGGGUCUGCAGGAGGUGACAGCACAGGUUCCUGUGAACCCCGAUUUCACUGGAACGCAAGAGAAGCAAGAGCAUGCAGUGCAAAAAAAAGAGGAUGCAGAUGUUUCCCUGAGUGACUUGAAGGCGUAGGAGGCUUCCUGGCAGGCGGAUAUUUAAAAGAUGUCUUCUGGAAGAUAUAAAGAAUGGAGAAAGAUUCACCCAAUCAUCUCACCAGGACUUGAAAUUUUUUUCCUUUUUUUUUAUCACUGUGUUUGAGGUGGUUCUCAGUCUGUCAGUGCCGGUCAGUAGCUCAGUAAGCAAAGCACUCUGAGGAUGGCUCAAGUAGAUCUGCAGGACCCUCCACAGGAGCUAUGGUCCCUAAUGGAGAGCUGUAAGGCUGUCACACGUUCUAUACAGCUAUAUUUGUCUAUAUUCAAAUACACAUGAUGGCUUUCAAAUGUUUGACUUUUACCAAAGAUCACCAAAAGGCCCAGUCCUGAUGUCUGGAGUUUGUUUCCUUUUUUAUUUUACAAUCCAUAAUCUCAGUUUCAUAGCCCCCAAUCCAUUCCAUAAUCCGGAUUUCAUAUAUGGAGUUUUAUUUACAAUUUGUGGCUCAGGGCUUUAAUGAUUUGGUCUGUGAAAAUGAGCUCUAAAGUUCCUUCCAUGUACACUCAAGACUAAAGAUUGCUCCAGAGCUCUAAGUCCUUCCAGGAAAGGACUCCAUGGCAUGUAUAUUCACUUAUACUUAGAAAUAUUCAUUCUUUUCAUUUAUGCCAGAAGAGUAAAGUCGAAAUCUUAUUUCAAAAUACUCUUUGAGUUUUUGUGUGUGUUUCUAUAGUUCUGCUUUCUGAGGUAGACUAGAAAAAUGGUAACUUCCAUGUUGUCGCUGGGGGCCUUAUUUAUAGGGCCACUCAAAUUUCAAUCAUAGUAGUAAAUAAUUUAGCUAAGUGGAAUAAGUAUAAUAAUUAUAGAAGGUAAACAGCACAUCAGCACAUACACCAGCAGUCUAGACUGAUGUCAUUCAUGGCAAAGUAACCUGGAUUAAAUUAGUGUGCUGCUCACCUUCCCAAGUUCUGUUAUUUCAAACCCAUGAACUAAACUUGCAGUCCACUAUAAAUCAACAGUCACAAUUACUUCCUAAAUUACCCUGAUAUUAUUUUCUAGUUGUGUAUCAGCCUGCCUCCUAGGAGUUUUGAUUUCCUUGAAGACAUACCAGUGCCCCACAAGGCACUUAUUUGUCUACCUUUUCUCUAUGUGAUGAGGUGAAAGAAUUUCCUAAAGUUGGGCCACACGUUAGACUUUCUUAACUGGCUCAACCCUUGGCCCUACCCUAGAGAAUCAGAUUUUCAGAUUUCAUUAGUUUUAUAUGGGCCUAUGCACCAGUAUAUAUAUAUGUGUGUGUGUGUAUAUAUAUAUAUAUACUUUUCACGUGAUUCUUCUAUGUAGCCAAAGUAGAGAAUCGCUGCCCUAAAUCAUCACACAAUCCAUGCUGGCCACCCUAUACUUAAUGUCCCUAGGGACCAGGCAUAUAACUGUUAUAAGUUUUUUUUUUUUUUCAUUUUAAUGAAUAAUGGAGCCAUUUAGUGAUCAAAGAUAUACUGUUCUGGAUAUAAUGAACCAGAUAAAGGACCGGUCCCUUGAUCAGGAACAUCAGCAUCACCUGAAAUGUGUUCCUGGUCUCUCCUUCUACCUAUUAAAUUAGAAACUGUGUGUGGGGCCUACUAAGCAAAGUUUUAAUUGGUUUAAUCCAGGAAAUUAUGUUGUGCACUAAAAUCUGAAAACUGCUGUCAUGGACUAUAAUUGCACUGAGGAUUAGUCUCAGAAAAUGGAUUGCAAAAGCACUGUGAACUUUCCUUCUUUGUCUAUGCCUCUGUCUCUUUCUUUUUUCUGUCUUUCUUUUGGUUUAUUUGCCUCUUUCUCUUUUUUUCUUUCUUUCUCCAAGAAAUGACAUUCACAUAAAAGUGGUGAAGUCAAUCUUAAAUUCAUUUUUGUUAUGAUUAUAUUGAUACAUAUAUGAAGACUCUUGUUCCAUCCCUUAUUGAAGGAUAAGUAUUAUUCAUUGCACAUCAUAAAUCUCCAUCACUCUUACGGUUUUGAGUGGAUUGCAUCUUCAUUACAAUUAAUUUCACUUAUUACUGAGCUGUGUUACUGGGGAGCUCUAUAGUAUCUGUUUCCUGAUUUCAACCUCAAUGCUACAGAGCACUUUGAAUGCAUAGCACCUUAUGGGAAAGAUUGUAAACUUGUUAAUUCCAUUUAAAAAUGAGUUUUGUACAAUGUGCUAAAUGGAAAUUGCAUUGAAUUAUUUUUAUAUUUAACACAUUCUAUCAAAACAUUCUGUAACACAAUUAUUCAACCUGCAUGUGGGUUUAACUGUGAAAUUCAGUGUUGUGAUAUUUUGACUAAGUGAAUUAUUUCUCUGCAAAUCCUAUGUUGAUAAAAUUAUUUGUACGUUCAACUGAACUGAUCUUCCCUAGUUUCUUCAGUAUUAAAAACAUAAAUAAAUCAUAUAUUUAC
Molecule: messenger RNA, 7512 nt
Organism: Microcebus murinus (gray mouse lemur)
Lineage: Eukaryota; Metazoa; Chordata; Mammalia; Primates; Cheirogaleidae
Gene: ERICH3
Product: glutamate rich 3
Source: RefSeq, a predicted model, not a curated record